Auxenochlorella protothecoides is the source of this 300-nucleotide messenger RNA. RefSeq lists its product as hypothetical. Gene Ontology annotation, biological process: transcription initiation at RNA polymerase II promoter; transcription by RNA polymerase II; nucleotide-excision repair. Lineage: Eukaryota; Viridiplantae; Chlorophyta; Trebouxiophyceae; Chlorellales; Chlorellaceae. The transcript is spliced from 2 exons. The record is from RefSeq and is a predicted model, not a curated record. Gene Ontology annotation, cellular component: transcription factor TFIIH core complex; transcription factor TFIIH holo complex. The coding region runs from base 1 to 300 and encodes 99 amino acids.
AUGUACACUGCUUCUAGUAAAAGAUUCGUCUGCCGAUUCCCUGAGCGCUGCGGAUUAUUCAGGACGGGAAUGGUCAGUGCCGUCCAGGGAGUGAUCUUCAAGUGUGAUGUGCCGCUGAAGGAGUACAUCCGAUCCCUGGACGAUGCGGCAUCGGCUGCAGAGAAGUUCAUCAUCGCCGAGCUGGACGAUCAGAACCUGUUUGUGAAGGUGGCUCGCGCGGAGUUCGUGGAGGCCAAGGUGAAGCAGUUUGUCAACGCCCUGCACUUCACAAAGCCGGAGGUUGCGCCAGGGCAGGCCUGA